AUGGCUCAGAGAGGAGUUCAGAUGGAGAAAAUUUCUUGCUCCAUCUGUUUGGAUCUACUGAAGGAUCCAGCAACAAUUCCCUGUGGACACAGCUAUUGUAUGGACUGCAUUAAGGACCACUGGGAUGUAGAGGGUCGGAGGGGAAACUACAGCUGCCCACAGUGCAGGGAGACAUUUAGUGGAAGACCUGUCUUAAAGAAAAACACAAUCUUAGCAGACUUAGUUGAGGAUCUUAAAAACAUUGAACUCCAGGCUGCUGCAGCUGAUCACUGCUAUGCUGGACCUGAAGACGUAGCCUGUGAUGUCUGCACUGGGAGGAAGAUGAAAGCUGUUAAGUCCUGUCAGGUCUGUUUGGUUUCCUUCUGUGAGAAUCACCAACAAGCUCACUGUAAUGUCUUUGGACUGAAGAAGCAUGAUCUGGUGGACCAGCUCCAGGAGAGACGACAACAAAUCCAGCAGAGAAUCCAGGACCAGGAGAAAGAUGUGAAGAUGCUUCAACAGGAGGUGGAGGCCAUCAAUUUAUCUGCUGAUAAAGCAGUGAAGGACAGUGAGAAGAUCUUCACUGAUCUGAUCCGUCUCAUCCAGAAAAGAAGCUCUGAUGUGAAGCAGCAGAUCAGAUCCCAGCAGGAAACUGAUGUGCGUGAAGUCAAAGAGCUUCAGAAGAAGCUGGAGCAGGAGAUCACUGAGCUGAAGAGGAAAGAAGCUGAGCUGCACGAGCUCCAAAACACAGAGGAUCUCACCCAGUUUCUCCAGAACUACCCCUCACUGCCAGCACUCAGUGAGUCUACACACUCAUCCAGCAUCAAUAUUCGUCCUCCAAGAUACUUCGAGGAUGUGACAGCAGCUGUCUCAGAAUUCAGAGACUUACUAGAUGAUAUCCUGAGAGACACAGGGACAAACAUCUCACCAUCAGCCACUAGAGUGGAGGUUUUAGAGUCAGAACCAAACACCAGAAACGAAUUCUUAAAAUAUUUUCAAGAAAUCACUCUAGAUCCAAACACAGCAAACAAAAAUCUUUUAUUAUCUAAGGGGAACAGAAUGCUUAGAUUAACAGACCACCAACAGCCUUAUCCUGAUCAUCCAGACAGAUUCACUUUUCUGUUUCAGGUUCUAAGCAGAGAGAGUCUGACUGGACGUAGUUACUGGGAGGUGGAGUGGAGAGGAGAAGGAGUUUGUAUAGCAGUUUCUUACAGGAACAUUGGCAAAGUAGAAGGAUUUGGAUUUAAUGACAAAUCUUGGUCUUUAUAUUGUGACACAAGCAGUUAUACAUUUUGUCACAACAGAGUUAAAACUCCAGUACCAGGUCCAGUUUCCUCCAGAAUAGGAGUGUAUCUGGAUCACAGAGCAGGUAUUCUGUCUUUCUACAGCGUCUCUGAAACCAUGACUCUCCUCCAUAGAGUCCAGACCACAUUCACUCAGCCUCUAUAUGCUGGGGUUAGGCUUUAUGGCUCUAUAUACUCCCUUGAAUUCAUUAACUUGAAAUAGUCAGAAGUAAUCUAAAGUCCAAUUCUUUAAUUAUUUUGCUUAUUUUUGCUUUAGUUUCUAGUAUUCACCUUAACUAAUUACAAUGAUAUUUAUCACUUUGUAAGACCGAAUGUUUUUCUUGUUAAAAAUCAGUCUACAGAAGAGCUGCUGGGAGCUUUAAUCAUCCUGAUUAUCUGUAUCAACUCAAAACAUCAUUAUUUUAUUGCAAAAUGAGCGGAUUAUGGAUCAAACUAAUUGUAGAAAUCAAAUAGAAUCAAGUCGAGUCUUUAUUAGAUUGUAUUUUCCCUGUUGUCAUAGAUGGACUUAAAUGAUGUCUGUAGCUUUUUUGUAAUUUACACAAUAAAAACUGAAAUUUAAUGUUUGUGUGCCCUCAUAAUUCUAAUGUAACAGAACAGAAAAUUCAACAUUAAAAUGGUGGAUUUAAUGUCUCCCUCCUUGAAUCAUCUAAUGUUGUGGUGGUCUGCUUUCAAUGCUUCAAUGAUCCUUUGUAAACUAAAGAACAUAUGAGCUAUUUGUAAUUAUACAAACCUUAUAAAGUACAUUCUAUUUGCUGAUGAUACAGAAGUAUCUUCUGUACUGGAGAAAACCUUCAACAACUUUCAGAAGUGGUCAACACAGAAAUGGAAAAAUUACAGCAUUGGCUCAAAAACAAUAAAUUAUCAGUAAAUUUAGAUAAAACCAAAUUCAUGAUAUUCGGAAACAAUAAAAAACAGGAAAUAAACCAAUUAAAAUAUCAAUUGAAAGGGUUGAUUUAGAACAAGUACAUGAAAUAAAAUUCUUGGGUGUCAUAUUAGACGAUAAGUUUAGCUGGAAACCUCAGAUCAGCCUAGUAAAAUCUAAAAUAGCCAAAAGUGUUGCUGUUAUAAGAAGAAUUAGUUUCGUCCUGGAUUACAA
This is a messenger RNA of Cyprinodon tularosa, 2379 nucleotides long. Its product is annotated as tripartite motif-containing protein 16-like protein. Bases 1 to 1485 code for a protein of 494 amino acids. NCBI's taxonomy places the organism in Eukaryota, Metazoa, Chordata, Actinopteri, Cyprinodontiformes, Cyprinodontidae. The transcript has a single exon. Gene Ontology annotation, molecular function: protein binding. The record is from RefSeq and is a predicted model, not a curated record.